This is a messenger RNA of Dermacentor silvarum, 2335 nucleotides long. Its product is annotated as solute carrier family 22 member 7-like. The transcript is spliced from 6 exons. Bases 20 to 1777 code for a protein of 585 amino acids. The record is from RefSeq and is a predicted model, not a curated record. Gene Ontology annotation, molecular function: transmembrane transporter activity. Gene Ontology annotation, biological process: transmembrane transport. NCBI's taxonomy places the organism in Eukaryota, Metazoa, Arthropoda, Arachnida, Ixodida, Ixodidae. Gene Ontology annotation, cellular component: membrane.
CGGCGACCGCAGAACCACCAUGAACGUGCCGGAGGGCACCCCAAUGGACACGAGCGUGUCGGCGGUGGAGCAAGCCCGCUGCCUGCCGCCUGGCAAGCUGCGCCAGGAGUACUUGGACCUCCUCCAGCUGCUCGGUCACGGCCGCUUCCAGCUCAGGGUCCUCUUCUGCGCCCACCUGUCCCUCGUCAUGUUGCUGUUCCACAACUGGUCUGCGCACGUGCUGACGCAACCCGUGGACCACUGGUGCAAGCCGCCCGCGCUGUUCGCCCACCUGACGCGCGACCAGUGGCUCAACGUAAGCGUACCAGUUGUGGAGGACUCGCACGGCAACCGGCACCACAGCCAGUGCGCCAUGUACGAUCUCAGCACCAUCGUGUUCAACGGCUCCCGCUUGGAGGUGCCCUGCGACGCAUGGGACUACGACCUGCCACCCGACAGCAACACCAUGGUCUCCAAGUGGGACCUGGUGUGCGAGCGAGCGCCGUACGUGCUGAUGACGUACGCCUACUACACGGCCGGCGGCGUGCUGGGCGCUCCGCUGGUGGGACAGCUGGCGGACCGCGCUGGCCGUCGGCCCGUGGUGUUCGGCGCGCUGCUGCUUUCCAUGCUGUCGGUGUUCACGGCGACGGCCGCCGACUCUUUCACCGCCUUCGUGGCAGCUCACGCGCUCGUCGCCCUGUCCGCGACCGUCGUCCACAUGCUCACGUCCAUCCAGCUGUUCGAGAGCUCGUCGUCGGCCUACCGGACGCUCUACAUCGCGGCAGCGGAGACGGGCGCUCCGCUCAUGCACGCCGCCUCGCUGUGCCCGUGGCUGCAGCGCAUGGACCUGCGCUUCACGCGGAUCACGCUCGUCAUGAGCAUGAUCGUGCUGUCGCUCGCCUUCCACGCGGUGGCCGAGUCACCCCGCUGGCUGCUCGCUAUGGGCCACUACGACGCCCUGACCGCCGCGCUGGCACGGCUCGCCCACGAGAACGGCGUCGAGCUCGGCGACGUCUGGCGCUUGGUGCACUACGCCGAGGUCGUCAAGCCCCUGCAGGAAGGCAUGCCAUUUCGGCUCUCCGACGUGCUGCUGCUUCCGGAGCUGCGUGCCCGCACGGUGGCGUUGUCGGUGGUGUGGUUUUGGUGCUUCUUCACCGAGUACUCGAUUGCCCCACUGCGACCUAGAUCGACGCCAGGCACGUUGCAUCUGAUGCUCGUGUUCCUGCUGCUGGUGCCCGUGUACGCCACGGGCUACCCCCUGGUCACCAGGUGGCCCCGCUGCGCCAGCCUCCACAUGGCUCUGAUGGUGGCGUCAGCGGUCGCGGCCACAACUGGCGCCGCCGUCUACUACGAGAACACGCUUAUCGCCGAGCCCCUGGUGGACCUGCUGUUAGCCGUGAUCCAGCUGUGCUUGCUGGUGGCCAAGCUGCAGACGUACGAGUGCUUCCCGAGCGCCGUCAGGGCCACGGCUGUGCACACGGCGGCCGCCGCGGGAUGCCUCGGCCAGGGUGCGGCCCAGUUCCUGGUGGACGCCGCGCAGGUCGCCCACGCCACCUCGGCCCUCGUGGCUAUGGCCGUUGGCCUGCUGGUCUGCGGGCUGGCCGUCCGCUGGCUGCCCGAGACCAAGGACGUCGAGCUGCCCGAAGUGCAGAAGGAAGUGCUCGCGCAGGGAAUACAGCAGCGGGCGUCGUCGCCAUCCAAGGAGCCAAUGCUCCCGGCCAAGAGCGUCGACAGCAUGCCGCCGUGCACAAGCCACCAGGCCACCUCAACAGCCGACAUCGACGCUGCAAGGAAAUAAGGCGCGCGGGGAACGUUUGCGGGCGAGUGUGGUCGUUCUCCCUUGGGUCACGGCAAUGUCACAUCAGAGGCUACGCACAAUCAGCUCUGUGGUAUUUGCCCAGGACCCAAAAAAUACUACCACGACCCCUUGUGCGCGUACUCCGCGCCGAUUAUUUAAUUAUUAAUUUAUGUUUUCGUGUGUUCCUUUCCUUCUGAAAUCUGUGUACCGAAUCGCGCUUCGUCCGUCGAAGUUCUGGUAAUACAGACGCACGCAAAUUACCACACCGGUGCUUCCUAGCGUUAACCAGCACGCAGUGGACCCAGUGAGUGCUUGCUGGAAAAAAAAAACAAUUACUAAUUCGCAAGUGUGUUUGUCAAAUUUCGUUUAAUUUUGCCACAGAAACACUUCAUGCUGCAUUAUCUUGCGUAAAGUAUUGACAGAGCGCGCGCUUCUUCAUCAAGCACCCCUCAUUUCACCACGUGCUUCUGUGGAAGAACAGUUGUCUCGCCUGUGUUGCACAUCGAUACCUUCCGAUAUCAAAUUGCGAACUUUACGACUUCACGUUUUAUUCUCGUU